This is a messenger RNA of Penicillium verhagenii, 1605 nucleotides long. RefSeq names its product putative F-box protein (Pof7). Bases 1 to 1605 code for a protein of 534 amino acids. NCBI's taxonomy places the organism in Eukaryota, Fungi, Ascomycota, Eurotiomycetes, Eurotiales, Aspergillaceae. The record is from RefSeq and is a predicted model, not a curated record. The transcript is spliced from 2 exons. Gene Ontology annotation, molecular function: protein binding. Gene Ontology annotation, cellular component: SCF ubiquitin ligase complex. Gene Ontology annotation, biological process: SCF-dependent proteasomal ubiquitin-dependent protein catabolic process.
AUGGCAGACAACCCGGAGCUCGAAUCGUUUCGUCGCAAGUGGCGCGAGGAAGUUGCUGGUCGAUCUCAACCUAGAGCUACCCCUCCAUCUGUGGCUCCGGACCCGCAGCUGCCUAGAUUUCCACCACCAAGGCACCAUGAAGCCUCUCACCGCAAGGACCUUGAAGAAGAGGGGCCCCCGCCGGCAUCUUUUGAUCCCGAAGAAUUGGCCCAACAGGUGGGACAGCUGAGCGUUGAACCAGAGGAGGAGCAUGAGGAAGAUGGAUUUACUAGAAAAGAUCAUCAUGAACCCCGCUCAGCCCUAGAGCAUUUUGAGCGGGCUGUUGAGAAAGAAGCCGCGGGCAACCUGGGUGAUAGCUUGCAGCAUUACCGCAAAGCUUACCGACUAGAUGACAGCGUGGACAAGUCCUACCGGAACAAACACUAUGCUCACGUGUGGAAAAAGCCUCCGCAGCCUAUCCCUAGCUCAGAGGCACAUGAAGCAGAGGCCGUACCUACAACAACUACGGCCCCCGCCGAGAUUAAGACAAUCCCCACGAAAGACUUGAUUGCGUCCUUCGCUCAAGUCCCCAUUGCACAAGCGGAACCUCUCGUGGAAAACACCCCUCCUCCACCUUGUCCCAUUGCCGCCAUGCCUUCCGAAGUGAUCAGUGAUAUUCUGCGUUAUGUUGCAUUACAAGACCCGGCCACUUUUGGCCGUGUGGCUCUGGUUUGCAAACGAAUGGCAUGGCAUUUUGCCAAUGAACAAGUGGUUUGGAAAGAUGUUUGCCAGAGCCCGCAGUUUGGAUUCGCUGGAAUGCAUUACGCCUUUGCCUGCGAUAUCCAUGGACAUCCGAUCUACACCCUUGAUGGCUAUCGGUACACACCAUUCCCAGAAGGAGUUCCCUUGGAGAUCCCCAAACCUCUUUCUUCAUGGAGUCAAGUGUUCCAAUCUCACCCACGAAUUCGAUUCUCCGGAAUCUAUAUCAGCACAGUCAACUACACCCGGCCUGGUGCCCAAUCAACAUACCAGACUGUGUCCUGGAACAGUCCAAUUCACAUAGUGACCUAUUACCGUUACCUUCGGUUCUAUCCCGACGGAUCCGUCAUUUCCCUGCUCACAACUACAGAGCCUGUCGACGUGGUGCCACAUAUUAGCAAGGAAAAUAUGAUGACCGCCCGGGCUACCUCACAUAAACAACAUCAGCGACAGCUUGCGGAUCAAGGUCAAUCCCUGUCUGGGGCAUCCGAACAUGUGCCAGCCCUUGCAAUGAAUACUCUGAGAUACGCCCACCGUGGGCGCUGGUGUCUCACUCCACCAGUAGCUACGGAAAAGUCACCUGAAGAGCAGAUCACGGAGUCAGGUUCAAUUGGGCCCGAAGAAUCCUCAGACCCGAGAGAUAUUAUUGUGGAGACGGAAGGCGUUGACCCAAAAUACGUCUAUACUAUGCACUUGACCUUACGGUCUUCAUCUGCAUCUAAAUCUCAUGUGAACCCGUCCAAGAAUACAAAGCUGGCCUGGCGCGGCUUUUGGAGCCACAACAAGCUCACUGAUGAUUGGGGAGAAUUUGGUCUCAGAAAUGAUCGAGCCUUUGUUUUCCGUCGCGUGAGAGGCUGGGGCAUAUAG